AUGGAGUCAAUUCUAGUCACGCCUGAGAUUAACUCUACGCUCAAGAUAGCAGAAGUACGAGGCCAACAUGUCACAGUGCAACACAACUUUCUCAACUACUUUGUUGGACUAUUCAUGGCCACAUAUAUCACAUGGCAGUGUCUUCUACGGACACGUGUGCUAUUGAGGUCUGACUCACAGCCCCCAAUGUUGCCAUAUUGGAUACCAGUCGUGGGCCAUACCUUUUCGUUCCUGACAAACACUCACCAAACUAUAACAUUUGGAAGAUCGCACUUUAAGAGUACCGCUCAGCCUUUCAGCCUACUAAUCGGAGGCCGUCGGACAUAUGUUGUACUUGAUCCACGCUAUCUUGCUGAGGUUCACAGAAAGUCCAAAGAUCUUGUGUAUGAGCCAUUCAUCGACCAACUAAUGCUUUGCAUUGGCGUCACGCAAAAGACCAGAGACAUCAUGUGGAACACAAAACUCGGCGAACCUGCUGUAUCGCUGACCAACAAUAUCUUGGACUGGGUGCGGGAGGAAAUGUCGCAAAGUCCGUCCUCGCAACCUUUCUUCGACAAGUUCAUGAAGGAACUGGAUGAUGCUCUACAGCAAGCUAGUCCACUGACCACUGGAAACGUGAGCGAGCAUGAUAUGUUCAAAUUUGCAGGCGAUAUAAUCGUUACGGUAUCUACUAAUGCUUUCUUUGGCAAAGUCCUGUUGGAACAAUCUCCCGAAAUAUUGCAUUCGUUCCACAUGUUUGAUCGUCAUGCGUGGGAGAUGAUAUUCCGAGCACCGAGAUUCAUGUUCAAGACUGCUAAUAACGCGAUGGGUUCAGUCAUUGAUGGUUUGACGAGAUACUUUGAGUUACCUCAGAGCAGGAGACAAGACGCCGCAUCGUUUGUUUUGAGAUCAGAAGAUGCCAUGCGCAAGAGUGGGAUUGGCUCCCGAGAAAUCGCCGCAUUAGUAUUCAAGCUUUUCUGGGGGAUCAAUGGAAUGCCUGCUACAGUCGCAUUUUGGCUGUUAGCCCGAACAGUAUAUACUCCUAAUCUCUGGGAAGAUCUCAGAGCCGAAGUUGCCCCUGCUUUCAAGAAUGGUAUUGAUGAUCAGCCUGAUAUUGAGUACCUCAAAGGUUGUACGAAACUCAACGCAAUGUACUAUGAAACAUUGCGUGUCCACGGAGGCGCAUCUGGUUUCCGUCGCGUGGCAUCAGACACUGUCAUCGGAGGCUUCACUUUCAAGGCUGGGAGCGAUGUCAUCAUGCCUUACCGUCAAUUGCAUGUUGAUGAAGAGAUAUGGGGACAAGACGCCAAAUGUUUUGAUAUCUACAGGUUCAUUGACAACCCAAAACUUGCUUUAGCGAGAACUUUCAAGCCGUUUGGUGGGGGCGUGACAUUAUGCCCUGGCAGAUUCUUGAUGCAUCAAAUAGCGUUGAGUCUUAUUGCUACUCUUGUCACGAGAUAUGACAUUCACAUCGUUGACGGCCAUGAGACUCACCCUUUUCCGCAGAUGAACCACAAGGGUCCUGAGGUUGGCGUCAUAUUUCCAAUUUUCGAACAGGUUCCCAAGAUAAUAGUUGAACGAGUUGAUAUUGGAUGA
Fusarium poae is the source of this 1575-nucleotide messenger RNA. RefSeq lists its product as uncharacterized. Lineage: Eukaryota; Fungi; Ascomycota; Sordariomycetes; Hypocreales; Nectriaceae. The record is from RefSeq and is a predicted model, not a curated record. The transcript is spliced from 4 exons. Bases 1 to 1575 code for a protein of 524 amino acids. Gene Ontology annotation, molecular function: iron ion binding; heme binding; steroid hydroxylase activity.